AUGGCGCAGAGAUUUGUAUCUUUUCCUUCCUGGGAUCAUGAAAUAGACAUCUCCGGGCUGCUCGAUGGAGAUGGAGGCAAACUACUUCAUGAGUAUGCGAAUAUAGAGCUCGAGGAUAUGGAACACCAUGUCAAAAUCAUAGCUAGGAAAGGCUGGGAUAUCUUGAGAUAUCCGUGUUUCCAGAAAUUUUUGUUCCUUCAUUUAGAUCUUUCCCGCUCGCCUGUCUACAACAGGAUCCUCAAGGAAAUCCAGGCUGGCAACUUGUUUUUAGACCUGGGAUGCGGUCUCGGUCAAGAUAUACGGCGCUUAGUGCAAGACGGUGCACCAGCAGAGCAUCUCAUCGGACUGGACCUCGAGCGCGACUAUAUAAAUCUUGGCUUUGAGCUGUUCAAUGAUCAACAGAAACUUCGAUCGGUGUUUCUGGCCCAGGAUUUUGCUGAGGAUACCCCGGAAAUCAGCCGUCUGGCCAAAAGAAUCAAAAUAAUCAAUUCUGGGUAUUUUAUGCACCUUUGGAAUUGGGAAAAACAGUUGAACGCCGCAAAACGCAUGAUACAAUUGGUGUUGCCUGGUAGUGGAUCAAUUAUUUGCGGUGUUCAUUUUGGGAGUCAGUCUGCUGGAAUGUGGAAGAAUGUACCCCCAGGCUUUGAGGAAAUGUUUCUCCAUAACCGGGAAUCUUUAUCUAAACUAUGGAAUCAAGCUGAAAAGGAAACCAAGACGAGUUGGAAGUUCGAAUGUGUCGAAGAGGAUGAUGAAUACUGCAGGGACCUUGACCCGGAGGGCUGUCGGUUGAGAUGGAUUGCGGAGCAGGAGUGA
Molecule: messenger RNA, 813 nt
Organism: Talaromyces proteolyticus
Lineage: Eukaryota; Fungi; Ascomycota; Eurotiomycetes; Eurotiales; Trichocomaceae
Exons: 2
Coding region: 1-813 (270 amino acids)
Source: RefSeq, a predicted model, not a curated record